UCUUUCUUUAAGAUGGUCUUUUGUUAGAUGUUGGAUGAUGAAGGACCUAAGACUGAAAAAUACAAAGCUGUAACUCAUUGAAAACGUUGAGUUAAAAGAAAAUGAUGGGAAAAUUAUCAAAGUUGUGGGGUAACAGGAAGAGAAAGUCAAAGAAAUUGUAACUUGUCUUUGUCUCAAAAGCCAUGUACAAAAGAGUGAGAAUUUCUUUUAAAUAACUCUUAAAGCCAGGGUUAUAGAAAUUGAGUCGGGAAGUGGGGGGUGUAAAAUUAACAAGUGAAAACUUGAUUUAAAGAAACCGGGAGGAAACAUGGUUUCUUUUUCAAGUGAUUGUUCAUGUCCAUUACACAUUAGGUAUGCGUACGCUGCGUGCACGGACGUCGGAAACUUUUUCCCUUAACAUCUCCCAUUGGGCCAGCAGGGGGGCCCCGCCAGAGUGGCAGCCUGCUCUGGUGCAUGUAUACCCCUGCCGGCCCAACCCUCACUCAAUUCCUUCUUACUGUCCGUGGCGGCGUUGGAACAUUCUCCUAUCUCUCAACUGAGUGUGUCCCUUAGCAUUGUUAUCAGUUAUCAAUGUUAGUUGUUAGUAGUAUCUUAGUAGAUAGUUAAGCUUCAUUUGUUCUAGGUUUUGGAUAAAUUCUGGCACUGGCCCUGGGCGGCGGGGCAUGCCAUAUGCUCAAGGCUUCAAGACUUGUGCCACGUGCCGUAAGCCUAUGCCAAUUAGUGAUCCCCAUGAUUCAUGUCUCCGUUGCCUGGGGGAAUCACAUUAGACAGAGUACUGUAAAAUCUGUAAGGUCUUCAAGCCAAGAACUAAAAAAGGAGGAGACUUUUGACUUAAGCAGCUGUUCAUGGAGGCUGCAUUACAGCCCCCAACUAUGGAAAGUCCCACAGCUCCGGCAGCCUUGGUGCGGAGUGCUCCGGCAUUGGUUCGUGAUCCGUCACCAGUGGGGCAUCUUAAGUCUACGGCACCGAGACAACACAACCGGCCCCGGCGCCAGUUGACUUCACGGACCCAGUUGAAGGGCCAACCCAAGGCCUGAGGGCGCUCCCCACAUAAGAGAGCAGCACCCAUGAAGGACUCGAGUGCGCAAAAGGGCAGUGCUGCCCCGGGACAGACCCCGGUACCAGUGGCUCCGGUGCCUAAAGGCCUCUCGAGCCCCGGGGUAAGCGCCUUGAGUGAGGAGGAGGGCUGGAGGAGAUCCCAGAACAACCCUCCAUGCCGGACACAUUUGAGGUGGCAAAGGACCUCAUUGAAUUUUCUGUGGCGAGCCCCCUCCCGGCCAAGGAGAAGCCUCCGGCACUGAGACUGCCAUCCAGAGGCAGACCGGCAGUGGUGCACCCAUUGAGGUCACCAUCCCGGCACUGCUCCCAACGUCGGUCCCAGUCAAGCUCCGCCUUAGUAGACUCCUGGCUGCCCCUGACUCAGGAAGCCUCGAAGGUAUCUGGUCCCAGUCCGCACUCGGCAUCGGCCCCGCCACUCCAGCAUUCCCCGGCUCCUUCUCCAAGGAGAUACAGGAACAUUUCAAGGCCGAGCCUGACUGCUGGCCAUCAUUUCCGGUCUCCAGUGUACCGGUACUGAUCCCGGUCCCAAUCGGCAAGGCGCCACUCCCGAUUCCGGUCAAUACGAGACCACUCCCCAGUCCCUGACUGGCACUGUUCCUCAGCACCGCCGCAGCCCUCGAGGUCGCUGUCCAUGGAAUCCGAGGUGGACUCGUGCCGCUCUAGCUGUGCCCGCAGGACACCAGCCAGCAGAGAGCACCAAGCCUCGUGGUACCCGCAGUGGGGCCCGCCAGGGCAGUGGCCCUUCUGGACACCAUGGGCCUACCACCAGCAACAAGGGGCCCCCUCCAGAACCUCGAGGUCCAGCUUCUCAGGGCAUCGGUCCCGCUCCCCGCAUUGGCGCCCCUCCUCUCACAAGGAGGCCACAGUUUCCAGACUGCCAGAUGCAUCGGAGUGUGAAAGGGCUGGGGCGGCUUUGAGCCCGGUGCCGUCUCAAGUACACUCGGUUGGGCAGACCCCAGAGGAGCCCCUAGCCUGUGAGGAGUCACAGGAAGGACUGGAGGAUGAAGCGCAAAAGGUCUUAACUUCUUUGUCCUUGCCAGAUUAAGCCAUGGUGGUACUGCGGAUUUCAGGGCCUCCCCCGACUGAGCACAGGGCAUACCAAGAGCUGCUCCGCAGGGUAGCCCAAAAUUUGGACUUGCAGGUGGAGGAGACAGUAGAGUAGGAGGAUCUCAUGGUGGACAUCCUAAGCCCUGAAGGGCCCUCCAGAAUCGCGCUCCCGCUCAUAAAACAAUACAAUCUAAUUAUAAGACAGUAUGGCAAACGCCAGCCUUCAGUGCACCAACAGCAGAGGGCGUAGAGAGGAAGUACUUUGCACCUUCCAAGGAGUUUGACUUCCUCUUCUGUCACCCGUCACCCUGUUCAUUGGUUGUAUCUGCUGUCAAUGAAUGGGAAUGGCAUGGACAACAAGCCCCGGCCCCUAAGGCCAAAGAGGCAAAGCAGUUGAACUUGUUUGGUAGAAAGAUCUAUUCAUCUGGGGGCCUCCAACUGAGGAUCAUAAAUCAGCAAGCAAUCCUAAACAGACACAAUUUUAAUUCAUGGGCUGCAGUCUCUAAGUUUAAGGACUACUUGCUGCAGGGCUCACAGCCUGAGUUCACGGCCGUCGUGGACAAAGGGAAAGCGGUAGCCAAAACCUCCCUGCAGACCUGGCUUGAUUCAGUGGAUGCGACUGCUAGGGACAAUAGCAUCGGGAGUGGUGAUGAGACACUCGGUGUGGCUGAAGGUUUCAGGCCUUCCAUCAGAGAUCCAAAUCACCCUCCAAGACCUAUUCGAAGGGUCCGGCUUGUUCUCAGACCAAAUGGACACCAAGCUGCAUAGCCUUAAAGACUCCCGGGCGACGCUCAAAUUGUUGGGGAUGCACACCCCGGCAACACAGAGAGAGCCUUUUAAACCCCAAUUGCCAAAACAAAGGUAGUACAAUCAUUGCCCCAGGCAGGAACCUUACCACAGAAAGGGCAGUGAGAAUAGGCGUAGGCGAAACAAGACACCUAGCCGAGGCCAGGGUGAGGGCCAGUGCCAGGGCAAGCCACAACCCGGCAAAAAGCAGGAAUUUUGAAGAUGCACCUGAGGACAACUCACCAAGCCUCUGACCGGAUCCUCCCCUCUGUUUCAUGAACAGUUUGUCCCAUUUCUAAUGUGCGUGGUCUAAUAUAACAUCGGACCAUUGGGUCCUCCGCACUGUGAAGGUGGGAUACAAGCUUCAGUUCUCCUCGCCCACUCCCUUCCAACCCCCAUCCCCAUCCCUCUUCAGGGACCCCUCUCAUGAGCAACUCCUGAUGCAGGAGGUUCAGGCCCUUUUCAGGGCAGGGGCGGUGGAGGAGGUCCCUCCAGACCUAAGUGGGAAAGAGUUCUACUCCAGGUACUUCCUUAUCCCCAAAGCAAAGGGGGGUCUUCGACCCAUUCUGGACCUACGCGGACUCAACAAAUUCCUAGUCAAGGCCCGCUUCCGCAUGGUCUCCCUUGGCUCUAUUAUCCCAUCCCUGGAUCCGGGGGAUCGGAACACUGCCCUCUGUAUGAAAGAUACGUACUUUCAUGUCGCCAUUCACUCUGCUCACCGGUGGUUCCUGCAGUUCACCAUAAACCAGCACCAUUACGAGUUUACGGUCCUACUCUUCGGCCUGGCGACAGUCCCACGGGUGUUCAUGAAAUGCAUGUCAGUGGUGGCAGCAUUUCUUCGAAAAAGGAAAAUGCGGGUGUAUCCGUACUUGGACAGUUGGCUCCUUGCGGGCCGGUCCGAGGACGAGGUUCGUUCCCACGUGACGAUGGCACUAGACUUUUUCCACAAACUAGGUCUCCUAGUCAAUCUGCCCAAGCCCUCAUUGAUACCUGUGCAAAGACUGGACUUCAUGGGGCAGUCCUGGACUUGGUAGAGGUGUGAGCAAGCCUGCCGGUUUCCAGGUUCCUAGCUAUCCAGUGAACCAUAAUCUCUGUGCAACGGUUCCCCACAACUACAGUCAGAUGCUGCAUGCAGCUUCUGGGGCACAUGGCAGAGUGCACCCAUGUAGUCAAACAUGCUCGACUGAGACUCAGACCGAUGCAACUGUGGCUAGCCCAAACGUAUCGUCCCGUCAGAGACCCCUUGGACCUUUCGUGACAAUUCCGGCUUGUGUCUCAGACUCCCUCCGCUGGUGGCUCGAUCAGCAGGUAGUUUGCGAAGAGGUCCUCUUCACUACACCACAAACCACCUUUACGCUGGUAACAGACGCAUCAGACCUAGGAUGGGGAGCACACUUGGGGGACCUGCAAACGCAGGGGUUGUAGUCCAGGGAGGAAAUGUCACUCCAUAUCAACGUAAAGGAGCUAAGGGCGGUUCGCCUCGCCUGCCAGACCUUUUAUGCUACCAUAGAAGGCCACAGCGUGACAGUUCUUGCAGACAACACUACCACCAUGUUCUACAUAAACAAGCAGGAUGGUGGCCAUUCCUCUCCCCCUGCCGUGAAGCGCUUCUCCUGUGGGAAUUUUGUAUAGCUCACUCAGUCCAACUAGUGGCUUCAUACAUUCCGGAGGUACAAAAGAAGAUGGCGGACAGCCUCAGCAGAUGGUUAUCAAGUGCACGAAUGGAUGUUAAGAACAGACGUCUUGAGAUCAAUCUUCCAGAGGUGGGAAUUUCCCCAAAUAGAUCUCUUUGCCACCAAGGACAGCAGCCAAUGCCCUCAGUUUUGUUCCUUCCAGAACCACAGCUCAGGCUUGGUGGCAGAUGCCUUCACAAUUCCGAGGCACAGGAGUCUGAAGUAUGCCUUCCCACCACUCCCACUCAUCCACAGAGUCCUGCUCAAGGUCCACAGGGACAACGCGGUGAUGAUUCUCAUCGCAGCGGCUUGACCACGCCAGCAUUGGUUUACAACCCUGCUGGAACUGUCAAUGACUGCCCCAAUUGCCCUGCCCCUGCACCGAGAUCUCAUCACGCAGGACAGAGGUCGCCUGCUCCACCCGAACCUACAGUCUCUAUAUCUCACGGCGUGGAAUAUCUGUGGCUAAACGCUAUGGAGAGUAGGUGCUCCCGCCAGAUCCAACAAAUUCUCCUCGGUAGCAGAAAACUUUCCACAAGGGCGGCAUACCUCCCCGAAUGGAAGAGGUUCUCCUACUGGUGCAAACCUAAGCUCAUACAGCCUCUUCAGACUCCGUCCCAUCCAUACUAGAACACCUACUGCACCUCAAGCAUCAGGGUCUUGCCGCCUCCUCAAUCAGAGUACAUCUGGCUGCUAUAUCAGUGUUCCACCCUGGGGAGUCUGGGCAUUCCAUGUUUUCCAACCCCACAGUAGUCCUAUUUCUCAAGUGGCUGGAGAGGGUGUUUCCCUACUCGUGCCCACCGGUUCCCCCAUGGAACCUUAACCUGGGCUUAACUAAGCUCAUGGGACCACCUUUUGAACCCCUUGCCUCUUGCUCUCUCACGCACCUCUCAUGGAAAGUGACGUUUUUUGUGGCCAUUACAUCAGACUGGGGUGUCAGAGCUGAGGGCCCUUGCUUUGGAACCCCCAUAUACUUUUUUUUUUAUAAGGACAGGGGGCAGCUGAGACCACACCCUAAAUUCCUCCCUAAAGUGGUCUCACAAUUUCACAUGGGUCAGGUCAUUUGUUUACCAGUAUUCUUUUCCAAACCACACACGGACCCAAGUCACUGCAGCCUGUAUACCCUAGAUGUCCGUAGGGCCCUGGCGUUCUAACUGGAACGAACCAGGCCUUUCCGCAAGUCGACACAGUUGUUUGUUGCCAUUGCAGAGAGAAUGAAGGGCCUCCCUAUCCCGGCACAACGGAUUCCAUUGUGGUUCGUGGAUUGCAUCCGCAUACGCUAUGAGCUUGCCAAAGUGCCAGCCCCGACGAUCAUGGCUCACUCAACUAGGGCUCAAGCGUCCUCGACAACUUUCCUGUCACAGGUUCCGCUCCAGGAGAUCUGUAAAGCAGCCACCUGGUUGUUGGUGCACACAUUCACAGCCCACUAUGCAGUCCAUCAUCAGGCCAGAGAGGAUGCGGCAGUCAGCAGGGUUGUGCUUCAAUCAGUUGUUUCUUGACUCCUACCCUCCUCCUAUGAUGAGUCAGGAUUUCGUUUUUCCAGUGGACUUGUAAUGCUGAGAGCCUAUUGAUGUCUUUGGAACUGCGUAUUACCUGAUCCUAUAUUACUUUGUUACUGAUGUGGUCAUGUGUUCCUGACCUCCACCAUAUGCCAAUAGAGUAAUUCAGCUUUUUGCCUUUCUCUGACCAAGUUUGUGCAAGAUUACAUCCUGCAAUGUUAGCUGUACAGGUAUGUGAACAGUAUAUUACCGUUUCCUAUCAGCAGGUGGAGAGACAUACAAUUGAGGAAGUCAUUCUUAAGACUUCCUUCUUAAAAUAGAAAUCAUGUAUCUAUUGCAGCAGUUUCCCUCAUACUUCAGCCUUUUUGUGAUAUAUAUUGGAAAAAUGUUUCUCAUGAAGCCACUAAUAAUACUUACUUCAUUUAUUGAAUACAUUUUACAAAGACUAAUUCUCAGAACACCCGUCUGUUGUAGGUGCUGACUCGCGUGUGAAUUUUUGUUGAAAGCUUGUCAGCAAUUUAUUUUCUUAUAAAAAGCAGAUCUGUUUAUAUCACCAAAUCUGUUAAGAAAAAGGGGGAUAUUAAACUAGAGAUAUAAUCCCUCUUGAUGAGCAAUGGUAGGACUAUCUUUAACAGCUCACUUUGAAUAUUAGAUGUGAAAUCCACUUCAGUCAUUUGGAAGCUGGUUCUUUUCUGGUCUUGGAUGGGCAUCAAAGCAGUUCCUCUGUUUUAUCAAUAAAUGGUGAAUCAUGCUUUUCAUAGGCUUUCAUGGUGCCCUUCUAACUGUAAAGGAAGAAGAAAGUACUAUCAGAUUUCUCCAAAAUGUUUUCCUAAUGAUCUUCAGCUAGGUGAAAGGUUGCUUUUCUCUGAGGCAAACUAAGCCUUCUCUCUAUACAACAAUUUGCUCUCUACAAUCUAUGAAACUUGUCUUAUCUCACUAAAGACCACAAAUUAUUCUUCAAUUUAUAUAGACUUCUGUUUGAUAAAAAUUAUUUGAGCCAAAUUCUGUUUUCUGUGUGUGGAAAUAGAAGACAUUUGACAAAUAUGUAUGUUGAUAUGCAGUCCAUUCAGAUUGCAUGUAAAUGUCCAUAUUCUCAUGCCAAGAGAAUGCAUCAUCUUAAUUCACAUUUGCUAUAGGUGGGAUAUAGAAAAGAGCUGAAAUGACUUAAAGGCACAAGAAUUCAUCCUGCAGAGCUUCUAAGUUCUGUGGGACAGUGCUAUAUAAAAACUGGGAAAGUAUCGUUUCCAUUACAGCAUCCUGUUUUUAACAUGCGAAGAAUGUCCUUUCAAAGCAUUUUGAAGUCUCCUUCCUCUGAGGUUGCGAAACUUUUUUUUUUUUUUUUUAAGGCUCAGAUAAGGCAGUGUUUUCUCAUUUGAAUGCUAGAGGGCACUAUGAGUACACAAGAGAAACGGCCAAAAAUUGGAAGUAAUGUGCUGCCAUUUCAAGCUUUUCCUGCUCAUCCAAAUAUUUGCAGUUCUUGCAGAAGAUAGUAUCCAUCGCUACCAGGGCAACAGAAAUUCUAUUUUUGUGAAUGGACACUGGUUACACCUGCUUGUAUUUAAACACCAAUGAUCAAAUGUGGCCCUACAUAUUUAAAUCUGGAUAAGAUUGAGAAGCAUUCCCAUCUUGCAGGAUGCCUAUUCUCCCCUCCCCACUUCCUACUCCCUGCCCUCUUCCUUUUUAUAAAUGAAUUUAUUGUAUUUUUCUGAAGAGACCAUGACGAAAACUGCAGUAAGAUAAUAGGUUAGGCAAUUGUCUCCAGUUAGUCAAGGCUUUUUGUAAAGUAAUUAUUUAAUCUGCUGUAAGCCAGCCCUGGAAUUAGGUACAUAUGCAGCGAGUGCAGAAGUAAGUCACAUCCCAACCAGAAGUACAAUCUGUCUGUAUGUGGAGUUUUGUUGUAGCCAUGUUGGUCUCAGGAUAUUAGAGAAUCAAAGUGGAUGAGGUAAUAUCUUUAAUUGAACUAACUUCUAUUGGUGAGAGAGACAAGCUUUUGAGUUUACACCGAGUUCUUCAUCAGCUCUGGGGAAUGUGCUCAGAACCACAGCUAAUAUAAGGUGGAACAGAUUGUUCAGCAUAAGUAGUUAACGCACAUUUCAAGGGAUCAUUCCAGGUGAAGUGGCCAGUUAAUAUCUCUCCAGUCAGAGGGGAGAAAGGAGAUAAAGGAUGUGAGGAAGGCUGGGAAGGGAGAUUAUAGAUUGUAAUAAACCAUAAAUCCAGCGUCUUUAUUCGGUCUGUGAUUUUUAAUGGCUAGCAAAGUUAUGAAUUUAGGCUCCCUGGCUCAUCUUUUGAAGGUGUGCAGGUUUCUUUUGAGGAUGAGCACUGAGAGGUCACAUGUACGGUGAUUGCUUUGUGAAAAGUGUUUUUAUAAACCACGCAGAAGAAACAAGAAGGCAGGUUACUAAUAUAGGUAUAAGGGAAAUUUCCAUCAACGUGAUCUCAGUUUUGUGGCAGACUGAUAUUUCUAAUGCUUUGGUUUAUUCUCUAGCUCCACCUGGUUUCAGGAACCCUACAUGCUGGGACUGGUACAAAGCAAUUUACAGGAACCAAAUUUUCAGGUAUAAAAUACCCAUUUUUUGAGUAGAUGCAGCCUUGAAUUCCACUUAGAGGUGUGUGUGCCCAGUGCACCAGAGCUGGAGGAGUUUGCUUAGCAGUACCUUUAAGAGGUAGUGCUUAUGCAUCAUGCUCAUAUACCCUCCUAUGUCUAUAUGAGGUGGUGCCACCUUGACCUCCCCUCAGUUUCUUACCCACUCAUGGCUGGAGUUGGAGCUCUCUGUAGUUCCUAACCUCACAAUCUCUAUUCCUUAGUGCUUUUUUUUGAACUGUAUAUAGUUCAUUAGUAGGUGGUAUUAGUUAAAUUUAGUCUAAGUAUUUCCCUGGUGAUGCCUCCACCAGGGUUUAAAUAUUGUCCGUGAUGUAGAGGAGUGAUCCCCAGUAACAAUCCCCACAUCAGGAGCAGUGUUGGAUUUGCAAAUUGUUCAUGAAAUGGAUUCAGGUAGUGAGGAAUCUUCCAUCUAAAGUAGCACUUUCUUGAACAGGCCAUGUUGUCUGCUUUUGGCACCUGCAUAGGACUGGAGGUCACCCUCAAGUUCUGGGAGUGCUGCUGUUUUGUGCUCUGGAUCCAGCACCUCUCCGAAGAGAUGGAGUCAUUCCCAGUUGCGUGUGUCAAGGAAAAAGUUUCAUAAGACCAACUGAGGCCACCCAGGUUGUGUGGGGACUUGUCUGCCUCCUCCAGAAGGAGUGUAGAAUGGAACAAUGUGAAUGCUGACACACAGGCUGGAGCAGGUCUUGUUAACCGCUGCCCCAGUACUGGGGGGAUGGGAGGGGGGCAAGACCUUGUUUUGUCAAUUCUGGUUAUGGCCCUGGGGUGUCCGUUGAGUCCAGUACCAAUGAGGGUGAUGCCAGCACUGACUAUUUCUGUGCCAGCAGUGUAUCAGGAGGCAAUGGACGUGCUUUUCUGUUCUGACCCCUCCAUGGGUCCAGGACUUUUCCAGGGCAGUGUCGUUUGUAGUGCCAUUGUCUCGAUGGACUGCUGAACCAGUGGGUCUGUCGGCACUGCACACCAGUGUUUCCCUUCCAGUCAGUGAAAGUGGCGCCAAUGCCAGGCCCAAGGGACCACGUUAGCACUGGGAACUUCCGCAGUACCCUGCUCUUUACGCUUCUGAUGUUACUGUGACAGCACUCACCUCUCUCCAUUUUGACAUCAACAGUCACAUCAGUACCACUGCUGAUUUCGGAGUCAACUGCUUCUGGCACCAAAAACAAUGGACAUGUUCUUGGUGCCGCCAGUACCGGUUCCACCAUCAGUGCCAAUUUUCUCCAUUCUAGGCUAUGGAUGAGGCAGAAGAGUUGCUCAUAGCCUCAAAGCUGGCUCCAUCUUCUGUCCUCUGAAGCAUGGGGCUCCUUGUGUCCAGGUUGGGAUCUUCCUCCUCCUGCUCUCUCAUCACCUGACUCACAUUGAGGGCUAUUCAUGGAGCUCUGUGAGUACCAGCAUUGGCAGUCAUCUAGCAUUCCAGGCAGGGGUCCCUGGCCCAGUGCCUAAUGGCCACUAAUGCCCUAUCCAUUCUAGUGAUUUCCGUGCAUCUAGGGGACGCUCUUUGGUCAUGGAAGUCCCACUCCUCAGCUUGCUCUUAGGCGAGAUCUCAGAGUAGGCCUGUGGCAGUGUCUGUCAAUUUACUGCAGGCCCAAGCACUGGUGGACUUUCCCUUGUAGAAUCUUCAGAGUCUUCCUGUCCAGAUCUGUCAGUCCUGGACCAGGAUCCAGCUCUGGCACAGUUACUGCUUUGUUUUCAUCCCUAGAAAAUUCUUCAAUGCCUGGCUCUUCCUCUCCUUCAGUACAGGAGGAUUUCAAGGCAUAUGAAGACGAUUUGCAGCAUGUGACUGUUUCCCUGAGUAUUCAAAUGGAGUUCCUGCAGGAGAAUACCCAUAUUUUGUUGAAUAUCCUACAGCUAUCUGUCCGAGAGAAUCAUCCUCCCUAUUAACAAUAUGCUCCUAGAGCCUGCUAAGGUUCUCUUGAGCACGCUGGCUUCAGUACCAUCUACUGUAAAGCAGUUGGAGAAACACUACUUGGUUCUGGUGCACCCAACCCCAGAUUCCUUGGUUGUAACAAUGAUGAACAAUAGAUCCCAGCAAUGAAAAUUUAAAUCUGCUCAUAAGUAUAAAGCCUCUAAACAGAUGAAACCUGCUCAGUUAGAUGAUGUACACCUCCUCUUCUUUUCAGCUGCAGAUUGUAAAUAACCAGGCAUUGCUAUCCAAAUACAACUUUGUGAACUGGACGGCGGUGUCUAACUUUGCAGACCAGCUGCCGAAAGCCUUGAGGGAGGAAUAUCAAGCGUUUAUUGCCAAUGGCUGCUUGGUGGCUAAUGUCAUUGCAGUCUGCGCUGGACAUCAUGUAUACUUCGGCCGGAAUGAAGGCCUCAGCAGUGACCAAGAGAAGGGCACCUUGGCUGCAGAAUUUGAGCAUUGCUCCUGAUGUGCAGCAAGAUAGAUAGGAUUUGCCCUUUUUUGUCAGAGUGCAUUUUUUAAACAAGAUAGAUGAGACUCUGCGUUGCUUCAGGAAUUCUAGGCUACCCUACAGUCCUUGGAUGUGUCCAUGCCAGGAGUGCAGAGGUGCCACUGUAAUGGUCAGCAGCAUUACGGUCUGCAGUGUACAUUUGAGCAGUCUUUCCCUCCCCCAAGAUAAUUGAACUAUCCCAGAAAGGUGCAUAGGUCACAGCUAAAGAGGCAUUUGGGUACAGGGUUUGGCCAGUUGACAUGCUUUCCCACCGGCACCCCCCAAGUGCUCAUUUUGAUUCUCUGAUCCAGAGCAGUGGUCUAGUCAUGGCUCCCUUUUCCCCAUCCCCUCAGUUUGGGGACAGGCUGGCUUGCUUUCACAGUGCUUGUGUCUCAACCACCCCAGACAGCUGGAUCCUAAAUACCAUCAGAUUGGGGUAUGCCAUCCAGUUCCUUUCCUUCCCUCCCUGUCCCUCUUCAGGGCCCCCUCUCAUGAGAUAGUUCUCCUCAAGCAGGUCUGUUCUGUACUGGCUUUGGUAGCAGUGGAGGAGCUUCUGCUGGAACACCAGGGUAAGGGCUUCUAUUUCUGGUAUUUUCUGGUGUCCAAAUCCAAAGGAGUAAGACCAAUUCUUGACCUUCCUGGCCUCAACAGAUGUAUCAGAUACAUCAGAUUUUGCAUGGUCACGCUAUUGAUUGUCCUCCCCACCUCAGAAUGACUGUUUUGCUGUUCUGGGCCUUCAGGACACCUACUUUCAUCCAGCCCUUACCAACUAGGUCUGUUGUCAUCAGUGCCUCCUUGAUGGGUUGGAGAGCACAUCUGGGGUUGCUGAAAGUUCAGGGUCAUGGUCAGAACAGGAGGCCUCACUGCAUGUCAACAUACUGGAGAUUCAGGGCAUCCACAAUGCCUGUCACAUUUCUCUGGACCAUAUUGGGCUCAGUGGUUCACAUACUUAUAAUCAAUAUCACCAUGAUAUAUUAUGAAUAGGGAGAGGGGAACAUACUACAGGGUGAUCUGCCAAGAGGCAAUCAGGUUGUGACAGUUCUAUGUUGAGGAGAGUAUCACUCUGAUAACUGAUUACUUGCUUGGGGUCUAGAAUCAUCUUAUGGACCAUCUCAGAAAGAGCUUUUUCCCGAGUCAUAAGUGGUCUCUGAAGCCAAGUGUCCUCUGGGUCAUCUUGGGGUAUUCCGAUGAUCGACCAGUUUGCUCCAAGGAACAGCAAGAAAUGUCAUCUGCUCUGCUCUUGGGGCGGGGGCCGUCUGUCACUUUCCACCUUAUUUGGCAGUUGACUGUCCUGUAUGCUUUCCCCCCCAAACCCUUUCGUCCCACAAAGUGUUAAGAUGGGAUGGAUCGGGCUGAGCUCCUUGUCGUUGCCCUGGCAUGAUUGAGGCAGUUGAGGCAUGGUUGAUGUCUAGCCUUUUGUCUGAGCAGGACUAAACUGUCGCAUGCUUUGCCUUGCCUGUUUGUGUCAUAUGCAGAUUGCAUGAAGGGCUCGGUCUCUUCUCAGAUCUCUAAAUGGAUAACAUUCUGUAUCAAGAUUACAUAUAAAAUUACUUUGGCAGCGCCUCAGCAGGUGCGAACUCAUUCUGUGAGAAUGCAAGAAAUGUUAAUAGCAUUCUUCAGUGGCAUCUCAAUGUUGGACAUGUGCAGGGCUGCUAUGUUGCCGUCUAUACAUACAGUAAUGGCAUAGUGGUUCAUAAUGUAUCUGCCAGAGCAGAUGCAAAUUUUGGUAGAAUGGUCUUGCAAUCCUCUGUUAGACUCUAAGCCCUGCUUCCUGGGGUGGGUACCACUUGUGCGUCACCUACUUGGAAUACAUGGUUGCAUCUACUCGAAAAAGAAGAAACAAUGGUUACUUACUGUUACUUUGAUUAUUUGAGUAGUGUCCCUAUGCGUGCUCCACUCUAGGUGUAUUUGCAUCCUAUGCUCCUCAGAUCAGAGGUUUUAGGUAGCAUUGUCCAUUUGGCCCUCGCAUGCGCUCUCCCCAUCUCGUGCCCUUCACCAGGGCUAUAUAACGCUUCAUGGAUGAAUCACUGUCAGGUCCUCAACAGCCUCAGCCUGAGACAGUGUUUGAGCAGCAGCCAAGUCGAAAUUACAUCAGCUGUAUUUUUUCUCUCGUUUGUGGUAGUGUUAGUUCCUAGAGUUUCCAUUAGUUGUUGGUAGUAAUCCCUUUCAUUUCUUUCUUUAGUUUAUAAACAAAAAUAUUCCAA
Chelonoidis abingdonii (Abingdon island giant tortoise) is the source of this 13257-nucleotide messenger RNA. The record is from RefSeq and is a predicted model, not a curated record. Lineage: Eukaryota; Metazoa; Chordata; Testudines; Testudinidae.